This is a messenger RNA of Anopheles stephensi (Asian malaria mosquito), 10823 nucleotides long. RefSeq names its product protein encore (gene enc). The transcript has 14 exons. The record is from RefSeq and is a predicted model, not a curated record. Gene Ontology annotation, molecular function: nucleic acid binding. Lineage: Eukaryota; Metazoa; Arthropoda; Insecta; Diptera; Culicidae. Bases 976 to 7611 code for a protein of 2211 amino acids.
CAGUUCGGUUCUGAGCCUUCGCGACGAAACCCCUAAAACCGCACACACACGCACACACACACACACAGGGUUGCCCGUCGCAAGACAGCGUGUGCUUGCAUGUGUGCCUGUUUCGGCGUGUGUGUGUAUGUAUCUGCGUGUGAGUGUGUCUGUCUGUGUGUGUGCGCUCGCGCGCGUGUGUUUGUGUGAUUAUUUGCGCCACCCCUGUGUUAGACAAAGUGAAAGGCAAGGCAAGAGAUGUUAAGCACCAGAAUAAAGCCAGCAACAAACACUUCAGUGUAGUGUGUUCUCGGUGGGUCUGAUUAUUAUCCCGCAUCCGGUGCAUUCUAAGUGACAAGUGUAGCGAUAAGUUAGCAAGUGUCUCUAUCCUUCUGUGUGCGUACGUACGUGUCUUCGUGUGUUUGUGUUUAUUUUUUUUUAAGGCGCAAAGUCUUAGUUUCGGAUAGAUACGUACCUAUUGCUUGUGUGUAGUUUUGGUGGAGUUUCGCGGUACCAGUUUCGUGAAGGCGGCAAUGCCGAAAGUGCGCUAACAACGGGAACACCACAGGGGAACCUUUAAUCCGGCUCAGAAAAAAACCAACCGGUCGAGUGGUCGGCCUGAUCAGUGGACAGCGAGGCGCAUCCAUCAACGGGUUCCUAGGCCUGUGGGGUACGGAAAAUUGUACGGGUCGGCAAAAUUUUCCUCACACACUUCUUCCGCUGGACCGGAAAGCUACUGCUCGGAGCAAGCUGGCUGCUCUCGCUGAUUAUUUCGGAGACAUUUUUCUUUCCUUAACCAGUAAGAAAAGUUCGUCCAAGGGCAAGCACAAGAAGGGCCGCAAGGGCAAGAAACCGACGGCCGCACCGUCCAUCACUGCAGCCCGUCCGCCGCCCGCUUCUUCGUCCGCAUCUUCCUCACCAUCAAACGCAUCUUCAUUUGCUGCCGUCGCCACGGCACAGUCGCCUCUACCGUCGGCAACGUCCCUGCAGCAGACGAUGAGCACGGUAGCCGUCGCUGCUCAGCAGCAGCAGCAUCCCACUGACAGCCGUACGCACAGCCUAACACUCGCAGCCGACUCGCCACCGUCGGCUGGGGCAGUGUCGGUGGAAAACGGGCAAUCUGCCGGCAUGCCAUGUACACCCUGUCCGAGCUCGAACGGCAGUUCAUCCUUAUCGGCAGAGUCCUCGCCUACAGUUCCUGGGUGCGGUGGUGUAAGUGUUGGUAACAGCAGUAGUACUGGUGGCCACACCAUGGUAGACGGCCAAACAGACACAAGCGUUCCAUCGGGUGGAGGCGAUGGACAGCAGCAGCCACAGCAAGAUCAACCUCCGGGCAGCCGUCCGACAUCCGGUGGACGACAGCAAAGGAUUGCUGGUGGAAAAGGCAAGCAUUUAACCCGCAGUCACGCCAUGCGUGAGUCAACUUCCCCGCCCCGAACGCCAACGCCACGCUCACCAUCCGAUACGCACAGCAGCAAUCCCAUCAGUAGCGCCGGCAACAGUGGCAGUACGGGUGGGCUAACCAACAGCACGACCGCCGUCACCACCAGCACGGUUACCAGCAGUAGCAACAACGCCCUGAGCAAUGGUCCCCAGUGCCAGCCCGAACGAUCGACAACAUCAUCGUCCACCAUGAACGACACGGAAUCGCUGGCCAAACAUAACAGCUCCGGCCCAGGCGGUGGAGGGACUGGUGGUGGUGGAACCGGUGGCAACGGCGGUUCCCCGAACAUUGUCCACUUCUCCGGUGGUGGUGACGAUCAGCAGCGCAACGGUAAAUCUCAGCUGGAUUUAGACUUCCCGAAGCUAACACCGCCGAAGACGUCCUUCAAUCCGAACGCCGGAAGCAACGGCAACCAUCACUCCCAUUCACAGAAGAGCGGUGCGCAGAAGAGUAACGGAACUGCGACGCAUCACGGCAAAGCGAAUGGCACCGUUACCGAGACGGACAAAGCGGCACCGCUGAUGGCUACCGGCGGUAACAGCAAUGGUGCGAAGCAGACAGCAACAACACCGUCGCUGAACGUGACGAGCACGGUUUCACCGAACGCAACAACCACCGGCACCGACACACCGGACGGUGGUGGCACGACUCGUCCGAGUCCGUCCAACCAUAGUCUCGUGCCGGUGUCAUCCACAUCUGCCAAUGUAGUAGUAUCCUCCGAGGUGACCACGGUCGGAGGUGAUCCAAACACGGGUGCAGUAGGCAGCACGACGCCGUCUACGUACGCCUCACCGGUGGUAGUACAGUCAGCUGCAAACAGCAACUAUUGUGAUAGUGAAGGUCGUCAUGGUUCGUACCAGCAGCAUCAUCAGCACCAUCACCACCAGCAGCAUCAGUACGAUGCGGCAACAGCCGGUGGAGCAGCGAACGCCGACGGCCAGAUCAAUAUACAGUUUUCGCACGAAACGGAAACCCGGUACAUCCAGUGCGACAGUCCUACGGAUAGCCUUAUGAGGAGUGGUGGUGGUGGUGGUGGUGCAGGUCCAACCACGACGCCACCUAGCGGUGGCAGUAAGAAACGAAGCGGUGCUUCCGGGAAGGGCGCUAACAAGGCGACCCGGCUGAAAAAUCUUAGCGGAGGAUCCUCCUCGAGCGUGGACGGAGGAAUGGGAGGAGGAGGUGGAGGAGGAGGAGGGAUGGCGUCGUUCAUGUCGCGCGACAGCCUGUGCGAUCCGUUCACCGACCAGAGCGGCAUUAAUCUGAUCCAGUUCUUCAAGGAGACGCUCAACAAGAACUUCAAGGAUCGCAACAUGCUGAUGAAGAUCGAGAAGGAGCUGCUAUCGCUGGCGAUGGACCGCAGCCGGAGCCAGAUGAAGUUUCCGCCCAUGUCUUCCUACAACCGGAUGUUGAUACACCGGGUGGCGGCAUACUUCGGCAUGGAGCACAACGUGGACUCGUCGCAGCAGAGCGUGAUCGCGGAGGUGACACCGGCCACACGCAUUCCGGACGUACGGUUCAAGAAUCUCAUUUCGGACAGCUUCUCGGAGGAGCCGCGCAAAUCCAUCCUGAAGCGGGACACGCACAGCUUCGACGAGUACCAUCGGUUCGGUGGUAGUAGCGGUGUUGGUGGUGGUGGAGGUGGUGGCGGAGGAGGCGCGGGUGGAUCCGGUCUGCUGCACUGUCCGACCGACCGGGGCAUGCUGGACCGUAAGGCGAAAAGCUUCGAAGAGCGCGAGGAAGAGUAUGAGAAAUCGAAACGGAGGUUAUUCAAGAAUCGUGAGCAUGAUUCCGAGUCCGACCAGUGGCCGUGGAUAUCGACCGAUGGUGGUGGCGGCGUUGCUGGUGGCGCCGGUGUUGGUACGACGCUGGCUGACCUCCAUGCUGCCCGGCACCAGCAGAAACUGCAGAACAAUCGUUUGCUGAAAGUACAAUCAGUGUCAAUUGAGGGACGAUCGGACGAACGGCCGUGCGUUUCCAAAUCGCACAGCUUCGGUGGUUAUGGCGGCUCGUCACAGAACGCGUCGUUACUGCGGGGCGACUCGAUAACGUCAACCAAAAGUGCCGGUGCGCGGCUGUUCACGAAGCAGGACUCGAACGCCAGCACCAACACGCCCUGGAGGCUGUCCCCGUCGAGCAGUGGGUCGUACCUUACUUCCAGCUACAAAACACAAUCGAUCCGGUCGGAUUCGGUAACGCCAUCGCCGACAGGGUACGGUAGCGGCGAUCACACACCGGAACCGUGUGUCCCAUCGCCCUCCACGGCCACGUGCGGCGUGAUGUGGGCCGUGACGGAUAUGGCCAGCGUACCGAAGGGCAGCGUGCUGAUCGAUCCACAGACGUUCCAGCCGAUUGUUAACCAGGACGGCUCACUGUAUCACUUCGAUCCAUCCAAUCUACCACCAACGGCGGGCGGUCCCUGGUCCGGAAAUGGCAAGAUGUCGAAGCGAAAGUUUGAAAAGCAGAAAUCAUUCAACAGUAAGAACAAUCUCAACAGUAGCAGCUCGCUCGAAAGUUCCGUCGACGGUCCGGCGCUAGGCAAGACGAUGGACUGUGGGCAGCAGACUACGAUCCCCACGGUUGGAGAUGGACCGGGUGCCAUCACUACCAUCAUGACGGUGGUAUCGACGGCAGCGACAACGACACCGACCACUAUCGCCGAGGAAGUGGUCAACGAGCUUGGGUGUUAUGAUGCGGGUGUUACCACCGGUGGCCUAAAGCUGCUGAGCGUCAAAGAUAAUCCGGAUAUGGAUGAAAACUUAAGCCUCUGCGAAGAAAUCUCACAAACGACAAACGAGCUUGGUGCGCUAAAGUUACAGAAGCAUCAAGCCACCAGCCCUAUGCUGCAGGCCAGCGAAUUGCAGCCCAUCGAUAUGAAUGAGAUUCAAUACGGUACCAAUCAGAACGAUGGUGGAAAUCUGGUGCAUACUGCCAACGCGGCCGCUCUGCUCGAUAACGAUCGAUCGCUGAUCGACGAUUCGGUGGAAACGGUGGGCGAAGAGCAAGACGAUCUCGGUGAUUCGCUGGACGCGAUGGACAAGCCCGACCACAACAAUCCGGCCCUCGGUGCUGCUGUACAAUUGUUGCACGUACACGAUCCUGUCAGUAGUAGCAGCACGCUGGAUGCCGCCGACGAUGACGAGGAUCGUAGCGAAACUCCGACCGACGGUGGCCCGGAGGAGACGGACAAGAAGAACGACAUGGUGAAGGUAGCGAACGUGGUGCAAACGGUGGUGCCGCUGACGAGCUACACGAGCGCCACCGCUACCCCGAACGGUGGUAACAGUGUCGGUGGUGUUGGUGGUGGUGGUGGUGGCGGAGUGAGUGCGUACACCGUCACGUACGAUGGUGGAGGCAGUGGUCAUCCGGGUGCCACCGUAUACGCAACGGGUACCCCAGGCCUGUCAACGACGACAUAUCAGACCGCGCCGGACGGUGCCAUUUACGCCGUACCAUCCUCGCUGGUCUACACAUAUCCCACGACCAUGGAUCCGACCGAGAUGUCCGGCGGGUACUUUGUGCCCGUGUACGAUCCGCAGCAACAGCGUGAAGCGAGCCUCUGUUCGACACCAGGCGCCUCCAUCUAUUCCGCUCCGGCCGGUGCCACGUCGACCGUGCUGCAUCCGAUUGCGUACACGCAGAGUGCGGCUGCCGCAGCGGCAGCAGCUGCAGCUGCCUACACCGGAGCACCGCUGUACCAAAAUCCGGUCAUGUACUCGUCCGACCAAUUCCCAGCGGCACAGGCGGCCGCCGCCGCCGCAGCUGCUGGUCAGCUUUCACAGUACCCGAUUAGCUAUCCGAUCGGAAUAGGAUACCCGUUCAAUGGUGCCGCGUACCAGAACUACUGGAAUCAACCAAUCACUUACUACGUUCCUCAAACGCCCGUCCCAUCAACGGUGGGCGGUGUCCUAAUGCAGCCUCCUAUCGCGCAAACCCCAACCAACGGUGGAAUAAUGACGACCACGGCCACAUCUACCCCGGGCCCCGGUAACAGCACGGCCGGUGCGCCGCCACUUUCGGGCAAACGCAACACGACUCCGCCCAACAGUGGGCAUGGUCAGUCGCAGAGUGGCGCUACGCACAGUGCCUCGGUAACGCCGGUUCCGAUAUCACCGUUCACCGCCAACCUACCCGUACCACUGCCCGAUUCGUCGUCGGCGGCAGCCGGUGCCCCGAUGUACGCCGCCUUUCCGCAACCCCUCUACCCGAACAUGCUUCCAUUCGCUAGCCCGAUGGCGACCCAUCCACAUCCGGUGGCGGCCCCUGCCGGCACACUGGUACCCACUGCCGCAUCAUUCCAUCCGCAUCCGUCGGCCGGUGGUUCACAGCACCACCAUACCAGCGCCCAUCACCAUCAUCAUCAUCCCGGUAGCUCGACUGGUGGUGGUGUACACGGUGAAUCGACGUCGCUCCCAGGUGGCAACAGUCAUCAGCAUCACUCGCAGUACCAUCAUCCGCAGCAGCAGCAACCGCAUCACCAGCAGCAAGCAGGCCACUAUUCCAGCGCGAAUGGACCAUCGAACGGUGGUGGGAAUAGUAGUAGCAGCAGUAGCAGCAGCAACAGCAGUCACAGCGGUGGCAACCAUAGCAACAACUGUGCCACAAACGCACCGACCCCGCAGUCAACGCCCAGCACACCGCUUUCCCUGCCCAUGUCGAUGCCCGCACAUCACGGUGGCGUUCCCGGCGGUACAACACACAAAGGUAUGCCACUCUUUCCGACACCACCGAUCAUGUCGGCCGGUGGUGGAGGCGGAGGAUACGGCGGUCAUCACCACUACGCAUCGUCGGAGGAGCGUAAAACGGGCAAUGGAGGAGGCUACCAGGGAAGCAAACCGCGACAACCGAACCCGAACUCGGGUGGUUCGAGCGGUGGCAGCUACUUCAACUACAAUGCAUCGGCCAAUGGAGGCCGGCAGAUGACACCGAACAGUAGCGGCGGCAGUGGCAGCUAUCAACCACCGGGUGGUGGUAUGAAGGGUGGCUACGCACACAACAAUACAGGGAACAAUAACCAAAACGGCCCACUAAUCUUGGGCCCACCGCCCCCGGGCAAAGGCAACCGGCACGAGGGUUCCGCGCCGCAGAGCGUGUCCAACGCGAACAGCAACGCGUCCUCGAACAGCAAGCCACCACUGAUACCGACGCUGCCCAGUAUGGUUGUGGCGGGUGCGGCAGCACCCAACACGGGAAUAGCCGGUGAUAAGUCGCGCCUCAAUCGCUCCUCGAAACCGCCCAAUCUGGAUCUGAAGCGCAGCUACAGCACCAACAACAGUUACAGUGGGGUGGUGAACAACCGGAACACGCCCAGCACAAACUCGAACGAAAGCAAUGGUUCACCGAACAGUAUUACGUCGUCGUCGGUGCAUGAGCACGGGCACGUGCCGGCUUCCCAUCAUCCCAUGGCGCACGGGCACGCCGCGUCGUCCCAUCAUCAUGGUGGUGCUGGUGGACACGGCGGAAGCAAUCAUCCUUCCCCGCCGACGGCACAUCAUCACGGUGGCAGCGGUCAUCCGGUGGUAUCGGCUGGUGGGCAGCAAUCUUCCCAGCACGGUGGUAACCUGCACCAUCAUCAUCCGCAUGCGCAACACCAUCCGCAUCAUGGUGGCGGUAGUCAGCAGUCUAUGCCACCCGGCGUCGGUCAGCAGCACGGUGGUCCAGGUGGUGGUGGUGGUGGAACGACGCAUUAUUACCACCCGGGUGGAGGACAAUCGAUGGCUGGAGGACAGCCGCAUUCCGGCCAGUCGUCGUACUAUGCGAGCGGCGCGAAUGGUCCGUCGCAGCGGGGCGGUAGCGUAGGAAGCAAUAAUGGUGGUGGUGGUGGUGGUAGCGGAGCCGGAUCCGGAUCCGGUGCGGGAAAUGGAGGAGCACAUCCACACGCGAUGCCUGCAGCUGUAAUGCACAAUUCGGCUGUUGCGGCGGCGGCUGCCGCUGCCGCUGUUGAGCCGUACCAUCAGCAGCUGAUCCCGAUCAAUGCCGCCACCGGGAUGUCUUACGUCAAAAUUGGACAGGCGUACUAUCCGUCGUUAACAUUGCCGCAAAGCCGCCGAUCGCCUCCGAACGAAAUUCGUCCAAUUGCGGGUGUCUAUCCGACGAUGAAUAUGGUGAUGCCGGCAUCUCGACAGUUCACACCACGGCCACAGCACAGCAGCGGUUACAGUAACGCCAAGGCGACGAAAUCGCUUCGAUAAGGAAGCAUGCAAAUAAUUGCACCUUGCAGCAGCAGGAUUCCGCAGCAGUACGAACCGGUUCGUAUACAUACACAUAAGCAUUACAAAAGAGAAAAAAAUGGCCCGCAAUCCGCAGCAUGAAGGAGAACCAACAAAACUGAACGUAGUGCAAUAGUGUGUGUUGGGUAAGCAAAACUACGCAAAUCAACACUAUUUAGGGGUGAUAAUGUGAUCUGUGCUGAAGGGGUGUGGUGUGAACGGCGGUAGGUGAGAAGGAAGCAACCACACUCGCACACACACACACCCAAACGACUAACCAGAGACUCGUAGAAAGACAAGUAAUCAUUAAGAGCGGUAGCGUGACAAUGAACGUGCGAAUGUGAGACAUUUAUUUAGAACGAAACAAACACACACACACACACUACUUCCCGGACGGUAAACGAGGUACGCUUUAAGGAAUGUACCAGGAUCGUUCAGUUACUACUACGCAGCACAAAUUAUGAUUUGCUGAUCCGAACACAAUCAACUGUAGCUGUGCGGACCGACCGACCGACGGACACACUAUCUCUUUGUUUCUCUCUCACGAUAUCUAUAUAUUUGGGGCUGGCAGGACCAACAAGCAAACGGUUUUGAUCUGGUGAAUUCUUCACACAAUAGUAUCACUACCAACCUAUGUGAUAGCAACACGGCUGUCCGUAGCGACGGCACCCAGCGACAGGCGUGCGGACACAUAAUAGGAAGAAUCACCAUGUUAACUAGGCGAGUGUUAAGCGAGCAGCAGAAAAGUAAAGGAAAAGUUAAUGGCCCUGAAUGGUCUGGCGUUAUGAUGGUAGAGAGUGAUCAGGAAAGAUCUGAAAACGGGCGAACCGUCCGAUCCGGACCCGAUGGAAUGAAUGGGGAUUAAGAAUGUAUGCGGCCGUCAUGUUGAAAUGUUUUGCUAGUGGUAGUAGUAGUGGAGGCGCAAAGCAGCACUAAAGGAGCUGGAAAACCCAGCAGCCAGGUAAUCAGGACCACCCAAUUUUAAUCCCACACAAAAAAAGGAAACAUUAAACAAAACUAUAGAAUUGCAAACAGAAGAGUAUAAGCUAAAUACACACACACAAAAGCAUAGAAAAAAUAGUGAAGGAAAAAACCAAAUUUGUUUGCGCCAAAGCUGUUGUUGUGUGAUGAAAAAACAAAAAAACCAAAAUGAGUUACUGCUUCUUAGAAAUGUGUGAUCGAUAACCAAAAACAAAAAACAAAACGAGAAAAGAAAAGAAAGUAAGACGAAAGCAAAAGGCACAUAAUAAUAAUGAUAAUAUUAAAUACGAGGCGGCAUACCCGAACUCCAGUGGUGCUGUUUAAAAGUGUGUGCGCGCGUGUGUGUAGGAGAAUAUUAUAAUACAAACAAAAAAGGAAACCCCCUCCCUCAACGUACUAUGUUGCCCCGGAUUAUCAGUUGCCAUGAUGCUGAGUAGAACAAGGCAAGUAUAUAAGAUGAAUAGCAAAACGUAACGUAAAUGCAGGAGGUGGGCGCACUAUUUACUUGCCAACGAACGAACAUCAAGAGCCUGAUAGUGAGGACAACCAGGACGGGCAGGCAGAACUCAGCCAGAACAGAAAACAAUCAAUCGGAAGCGAUUCGCAACAGAAACCCAGACUAACAAACAGACUAAUCUCUGGACGCCAUGCUGGUUGCCCUCUGCGUAGGUGCGUAGCGGACAUUAGAAACAACAAUACAACCCACAUACACAUAUAUAGAACUAUCCCUUAAAACAGUUAACCGGUUUACCACACAUGAAACGUCUAGAAAUUGAGUUCUUCUGUUAACAGCAAACAGCGGAAAAGAUGAAUCAGCAUCACACAUGGGAAAGCGUUUUUUUUUUUAUUUGAUAAAUUCAGCUGUUAUAGCUUCUACUUCAAAUGGCUGUUUAAGUAAGAAAUGAUUUCGCUACAACGUUUAAACGUUACCAAUUUAGUCAACCGAUCGCUUAUUCUUCCAACUCGAUCGCCUACUACUAGAUUAUCAAUCGUUGCCAUUGUCUUCGAGUUCUGCCAUCGAACGAAGCUUUUCAUAAUUGUUAUCGAAAUAUUCGUCCCAAAAAAAAAGGAAAGGUCUCAAAAUUCAUAAGGUCAUGGUGUUUUAAGCACACUGCAUGGCAUGCCAAACUGUCAGUGGUACCAUUCGUGGCAGAGCGGCAAACGGUUCUAGUCACACGCACAGCGAUCUUACAAUCCGAUCCGUGAUAUUGUGCUGUGCAUUUUUUGUUUGUUCCGUUUGCCAUCCAUUCUUACCGUCAACUUCCCAGUAAAAUACGGUACGUGCUGCAGAAGAACGAACUGUCUAAUCGUGCAACAAACUAAUAGUAAAACAACGUUUAAUUAACAGAACAAGUAACAAACUACAGCAAAUGCGCUACUAAAUUCAAAGUUUAAAAACCACAACAAUAGUGAAACUGUGCUGGGUGGUUCGGUGUUUAUUAUCGAAUCUUUUAAAGUGAACGUGUGUUCCUUAGCAGCAAACUAAAACAGUCAUGAUCACGUAACUCAAAUCCCAAACCAAACGCUCUACCCUGAGGCAAGAUUAUUGAAGUAGAAACCCCCAAAAGCGAAAUACUAUGAACAAACCCGUUAGAGACAGCAAGCGAAACGAGAAUUGAGUGAAGUGAAGUUAAACCAGCAAAGCACACAGACACAGAAAAAAAACACUCAACACACACACACACUAACACACAGAAAUGGAACAGUUGAUUAAAUGUGUUAUUAUAUAUAUGAAAGAAUGUAUUUAUUUUAAUUUAUAUACACAGAGCGAGAGAAUGAAGGUGAAUGUGGAGACAGAAAACUGUGAAGUGAGAGUGUGAUGGAAGGGAGAGCAUGUGAGCGUGUGUGCGUGCAGAAAAGGGUUUCUGCCAACCAGAAAACCAAACAGUGAGCAAGUGUUGAUAAAAAAAAAAAAACAAAAUGGCCGAGAUAAAUUGAAAUGAGUGAAAAUGCAACUGAUAAAAUCCUGCAAAGCAAGCAAGCAGGCAAAGAAACAAAAAAAAUUCAAAACAAGAAAACAAAAGCCCAAAAAAAGAAGAUACAAACACACACACAACAACAACACAACCAAGUACUUAUAUUAAGAGAAAACAAGUGAAACUGCUGCAGUGACAAACAAACAAAAACAAACAAACGAGGACGAAACUAUUUCCAAGUGAAAACAAACAAAAAAAAAAAUGAAGCAAACCAAAAACAAGUAAAAGUAGAAAAAA